AUGGACAACGAGAAUCCGGAGCCCAUUAUGAAUAACGAACUCGUGGCGGUGGAGGAGACUCAAGCCAUGGAGGAGAUUCCAAUCUUGGACUCUGAAAUGCAUCUUGAGAUCUUGAAUCAUUCUAGUCAGCACAACCACCUUAUCGAGAUUGUGCCUCAGAACAGCGUCGAGCAGCCCCCACCCAAGCGCCGCAAAAAGAAGUCUGUCGUCUGGGAACACUUCACCAUCGAGACGGUCGGGUCCGGCAGCAGGAGGGCCUGUUGCAAGAAUUGCAAGCAGUCAUUCGCGUACAGCACAGGCAACAAGGUAGCUGGCACCAGCCACCUCAAGCGCCACAUAGCCAAGGGCAGUUGCCCCGUUGUCCUCCGCAACCAGGACAACAAGGACCCACACACCCCCUACAGCGCCCCCUCCAAGAUGGGGCCUGCCUUCUCUUCUGACCCACCCAAGCAAAGACGCUAUCGGACAGCCGGCGUCCCCUACAUCGCCUUUGAUGCUGACCGCUGCCGGCACGAGAUUGCCAAGAUGAUUAUUAUGCAUGAUUACCCACUUCACAUUGUCGAGCACCCUGGCUUCGUGGCCUUUGCCCAGAACCUCCAGCCUCGUUUCGACAUGGUGAGCUUCAAUACUGUCCAGGGAGACUGUGUUGCCACCUAUCUUAAGGAGAAGCAGAGCAUCCUCAAGGUGAUCGAGGGCAUGCCUGGGCGCGUCUGCCUCACUCUCGACCUCUGGUCCUCGUCCAAUACCACAGGCUACGUCUUCAUAAGCGGUCAGUUCAUCGACAGUGACUGGAAGAUUCACCGGAAGCUUUUCAAUGUGAUCAUGGAGCCUUACCCCGAUUCCGACACCGCCUUCAGCCACUCGGUAGCUGCGUGCCUUUCUGACUGGGGCAUGGACGGGAAAUUAUUCUCUGUGACUAUAAACCAGUCCCUGAGUGAUGCUGCCAUCGACAACCUGAGGGCUCUGCUUUCCGUGAAGAACCCGCUCGUGCUUGAUGGGCAGCUGUUGGUCGGCAACUGUUUGGCUCGCUCCUUGAGCGCGAUCGUCAAUGAGGCCCUGGCUUCCGAGCGGGGCAGUGUAAAGAAAGUGAGGGACAGCGUGAAGUACGUGAAGACGUGGGAGGAACGGUUUGUGGAGCUGAAGCAGCAGCUUCAGGUGGGCAGCUCCAAGGCCCUGUUGAUCGAUGACCAGACUCGGUGGAACACGACUUAUGAGAUGCUGGUGGCUGCGUGCGAGCUGAAGGAUGUCUUCUCCUGCUUGGGUGCAUCCGACCCUGACUACAAAGACGCUCCCACUAGCGAGGACUGGAAGCAGGUCGAGACCCUUUGCAAUUUCUUGAAACCCCUGUUUGAGACUGCCAACCUCCUCCUGACGGCGUCCAAUCCCACGACAAACACAUUCUUCCAUGAGGCCUGGAAGAUUCAGCUGGAGCUGGCGCGUGCAGCCACCAGCGAUGAUCCGUUUGUCAGCCGCCUCACCAAGCUGAUGCAGGAGAAUUUUGACAAGUACUGGAAGAGCGUGUGCUUCAUACUGGCGAUUGCAGUCGUCAUGGAUCCACGUUUCAAGAUGAAGCUGGUCGAGUUCAGCUUCUCGAAAAUAUACGGAGAGGAGUCGGCGUCGUUUGUGAAGAUCGUGGACGAUGGGAUACACGAGCUUUUCCUCGAGUACGUGGCCCUCGCGCUGCCUCUGAACCCGGAGGAAGCAAAUGGCGGGGGCCUCGGCUCAGUCAAGUCCGAGGACCCCAGUGCGAGCAAUGGGCUCGGGCUUACUGAUUUCGAUGCCUACAUCAUGGAGACCACGAGCCAGCUGGCAAAGUCGGAGCUGGACCAGUACCUGGAGGAGUCGCUCCUCCCACGUGUGCACGAGUUUGAUGUGGUUGGGUGGUGGAAGCUGAACCGGAUCAAGUACCCAACCCUCUCUAAAAUGGCCCGAGACAUCUUGUCUAUACCGGUGUGCACGGUGCCUGCGGGCUCCGUGUUUGAUACGGUGCGGAAGGAGAUGGAUAGCUAUAGGUGCAGCUUGCGGCCCGAGACAGUGGAGGCUGUUAUCUGUGCCAAGGACUGGCUACAGACAUCGGCCGGGGGCCAACCGCCGUCAGUUGUGAAGAUGGAGGUUCCUAUCUAG
This is a messenger RNA of Striga hermonthica, 2124 nucleotides long. NCBI's taxonomy places the organism in Eukaryota, Viridiplantae, Streptophyta, Magnoliopsida, Lamiales, Orobanchaceae. The record is from the annotation of a GenBank genome assembly.